Messenger RNA from Vicia faba (fava bean), 543 nucleotides. Lineage: Eukaryota; Viridiplantae; Streptophyta; Magnoliopsida; Fabales; Fabaceae. The record is from the annotation of a GenBank genome assembly.
AUGAAUGGUAGUAGUGCAGCAGGUAAGGUUGUGUGUGUGACAGGUGCUUCAGGUUACAUUGCUUCAUGGCUUGUUAAGUUUCUUCUCCAACGUGGUUACACCGUUAGAGCCACGGUUCGUAAUAUAGAUAAUCCAAAUAAGGUUGGUCACUUGCUUAAACUUGAUGGUGCAAAGGAAAGGUUACAACUCUUUAAGGCUGAUCUACUAGAAGAAGGUUCCUUUGAUUCUGCUAUUCAAGGUUGUCAUGGUGUCUUUCAUACUGCUUCACCGGUUCAAUUCGUUGUUGAUGACCCUCAGACACAAUUAAUUGUUCCUGCUGUGAAGGGAACUCUUAAUGUUUUGAAGUCAUGUGCAAAAUCGGCAUCAGUUAAACGAGUUGUUUUAACUUCUUCUAUUGCCACAGCUUUAUACAACGGAAAGCCUCGAACACCAGAAGUUGUAGUUGAUGAGACAUGGUUUUCGAAUCCAGAAUUCUUAUUCGAAAAUAAGAUUGGUAUCAAUUUGCUAAGACUUCAGCAGAGGAAGCUGCAAACAAAUUUCUAA